Messenger RNA from Schistosoma turkestanicum, 3331 nucleotides. Lineage: Eukaryota; Metazoa; Platyhelminthes; Trematoda; Strigeidida; Schistosomatidae. The record is from the annotation of a GenBank genome assembly.
AAAAAGACUAACUAUAUAACCAGUUAACAUUCAAACAGAAACAAAGCAAUUAUUAAAAUAUUGUUAUUGCUUUCCUAUGAAUAUAUUAUUCCCUUAUUCUAUACCAAUUCCAUUGCUAUCAAAUUUUUAUGAUCAUAUCAUGUCCCAACAGAAUGUUAACAAUACAUCAUCACCAUGUUCAUCUACAUCUUCAGCAUGUUCACCAUCAUCAUCAUCAUCUGCAUCUGCAUCUGCAUCUGCAUCAAUUCUGUCGGCUACUUCAUCAACUUCACCACGUUCAUAUAAUUUAGCUGUGGAAAUGUUACGUAAAUUAGCUGCACAACAAUAUGAUCAACAAUCAUUCGCUUAUGAUAAUGAAAAUUCAUUCAACAAUAAAAUAUCACCAUCAAAUUUACAAAAUUUAUCACUUUAUUUAUUAAAUAUGACCAAUUCAACAUUGAAUUCCAUGAAUAAUAAUAAUAAUAAUAUUAAUAAUAAUAACGAUUAUUCAAAUCCUAUUCACUCUACAUUAAAUAAUGAAUGGAAUAAAAGUACUGAUAAAUUGCCUACUACAUGUCGUCAAUCUAGAACUAUCAUGAAUACAAUGGAUGAUUUAGCUUAUAUAUCACAAGAUAAUAAUGAUAUGUUAAAUUCAUAUGAAAAAUUACCUACAUGGUCUAAUACACUUCCGAAUAUAACACCAAAUGCUAUUACAGCAUUUCAGCAUGCAUUAACUCAACUAGCACUGCUUGGUUUAUCAUCAUCUUCUGCUUCGUCUUCUCCUUCUUCUUCUUCUUCAACAACAACAACCACAACAACUACACCUAUAACAUCAGUCACUAAUACAAAUCGACUAGAUUCAUGCAACUUCAAUGAAACUAAUCAUUCAGUGUUGAAUUUAUCGAAUGUUGAACCGUUGCAUGGUAAAACAAUAAACAAUCAUUAUUGUAAAAAUCAUAACUGUGAUAUACCAUUAUCCAUAUCGAAUCAACCAACUAUGUACAAAAAAUCAGAAGAAGGUUCAAAAAUAAUUAUUCGUCAAACUGCAGAUGCAGAUGAACAUUUUUUCAAAGCAUUAAGAGGAUUGAAAGUGGAUGUUUCCCAAAAUGAUCUUAAAUUGUCUAAUUCACAUAAACAACUAAGUAUUUCUGAAAAAUCCAAUAACACAUCGACCAUUUCUAUAUCCACUCCAACUUCGAUUCGGUCGUUUGAUUUUGGAGAAGAAAAUAAUAAAGAAUGGUCUUUAAAUGUAGAUGUAAAAAAAGCCGAUAAAAAACGUUCAGCUGCAGAAUUAGCUGUAGAUGAGCAUUUUGAAAAAUCUUUAGCAGCAUUUCGUGCUUCUGCUUCAAAAAAACAGAAUAAUCGUAUUAUUUGUGAAGAUCAUUUAAAAUCACAAUCAUUUGCAACAAAUUCCCAAAAUCAGAAACUGAUAAACAACUUGACACCUAGGAGCUCUGAUUCAUAUUUACAUGAUGAUAAAUGUAAAAUUCAUCAUACUAAGUUUCAGCAUCAAUAUUUACAAGCAGCACCUGGAGGAGAACAUUAUAAGGUAAAUUCACUACUCCAAUAUAAUGAUACAAAACCUACAUCAAAUCCUAAUUUGUCAGUAUCGUGUGAAAAUACUCGAUUCUCACCAUUGACCAUUUCAAGACAGUUGACUAGUACUGAUGAACUACAUGAUGAUAUUGAAAGAAAUGAUUCUGUUCAAGUUCACAGUCCAAAUGUCACUGCUACUCCUGCCGUUAAUCGAUUCCGAAUGAAAUUCGCUUCAUCUUCCACAUCAUUACCACCAUUAUUUCCAGUGAACUCAUUUAAACCUAAAAAGAAUUGGCUAGCUCAAUAUGAUUGGCGAUAUCAUCAACCAGAGACAACAACCAUUAGUCCAACUACACCGAAUACUAACCAAUCCAUUUUCGAUUCAUCUGGAUCAUCUCCAUCAUCAGUUAAUAUUGCUAGCGAAAGUACGGAAGACGUCCAACAUAUUUCAAAUACAUCUAUGCUAAAAUAUGGAUUACGUAAUAAUAAUACUCCAGAUACAAGUAAUCAUGGAUUGUCUGCAGAAGACGCUCCAGAUUUAAAAAGUGAUUCUGACUGCAUCUUUAUAUAUUCUUCCUGCUCAUCACCUUCCUCACGUUCCUCUUCUUGUUCUGGUAACAAUCCUGUUGAAUGUUGUACUAUAAAUAGCCCUGACGUUGAACACAGACAAUUAGGUAAUACUCUAACGAAGUCCGAAAUUUCAUUUCCUAAAUUCGGCACAACUUUGUUAGUUGAAAAAGAUGAUUAUUUUGAAAAUGAAUCACAGGAAAAAUCAUUCAACCAAGAACGUUUUGCUUAUAAUAACUUCAGAAAAAAAGUGAAAAACGAAAACGUUAGGAAUAAAACAUACAAUGUAUCAGUGAAUAUUAAUGAUACUAUACCAACAACAAUAACUACAAAUCACUAUAAUAAUGAUAAUAGUUCCGUUGGAUCUAAUCUUGAUUUAAAUCAACGAUUAUCCAGUUCCAUUUCAUCAUCUCCAGUAGUGAAUGUUGAAACUGAAGAAACACUCGAUGAGAAUCAUUCAACAGGCAUUUUUUUCAGUAAUGGAUCUACUUACAGUCUAGAUUCAACAACUACUUCAUCUGUAAUGAACAAGAAUGAAUCAAAUUCAUUAGACAAUGGAAAUAAUCAUGCUCAGAAUACUAAUAACAGUAAUCAACUGAAAGAUGAAAUCAGUAAAAGGUGUACAGUUAUUCAGAAACCACAACAACAACAACAACAUAUUCAAAAUCUUAACAAUCAACAUCAUCACCAGCGACAUAUAACUAACAAAAUGAAUGAUAAUGAAGAUACUUUACAUAAUUUAUGGAGUUUACGUAAACGUGUCUCGUCUGAUGUUAGUCCUUGGUCUACAUUGAAACGAUCUAGAUCAGUAUUAACGUCAACAAGUUUAAGUAAUGAUAAAGUUUCCAUGAAUACUGUUUCAUCGAAUGAAUUUUGUUCUGAAGAUAUUUAUCAGCUAGAUAAUAAUGACUGUGAAAUGUAUAAUACAAAUGAAAGAGGUUUUGUUCAUAGUAAAUCUAUGGAUAGCAAAUUAAACCCAUUUGAUAAUAUCGAUUCGAAUUUGAAACUUUCAAAAUGUCAUAGAUCUAGUUGCAAAUCAGUCAAUAAUAAUAAUAAUAACUUAUUAACUGAACAGAAAAAAACUUGUAGUGAACCAAAUGUCCCUGAUAGUAGAUUGAGUAUAAAAGAUAAAAAAUCACUAACUGGUACAUUAUCACAUUCAUCAUUCCAUCAACUUGAAAGCUGUCAUCAAAAUUCUUAAGAAUAUUGAGCGACAAAUUAAAUAUUAUAUAUAUAUAUAUAUAUAUAU